Messenger RNA from Bactrocera neohumeralis, 2952 nucleotides. RefSeq names its product TWiK family of potassium channels protein 18 (gene sand). The transcript has 11 exons. Lineage: Eukaryota; Metazoa; Arthropoda; Insecta; Diptera; Tephritidae. The record is from RefSeq and is a predicted model, not a curated record. Bases 1527 to 2708 code for a protein of 393 amino acids. Gene Ontology annotation, molecular function: potassium ion leak channel activity. Gene Ontology annotation, biological process: potassium ion transmembrane transport; stabilization of membrane potential. Gene Ontology annotation, cellular component: membrane.
UACUCUACAAAUCCUUAAGUUUUCGAAACUUUUAAUUAACUGCUCAUCUGCUUAAUCAUUUCAUAUCGUCUGCGCAGAAUCCACAAACUCUCUCUCGACCAAAAAUCGCUGAUCGUUGGAAAUCGUCAUAAACACGACGUCAAUACCUAGGAAUCACCACAGAAAAAUCUCAAUUUCGAACUCUUUUGUUGGCCGUCGCGACAAAAUAGUGUCAGUAGUGAUUUCUCUGGCAGGCGGCGAAAAACGAACCGCGUCGAAAUAGGAAAAGUUGGCGCGGCAGUGUCGUACUUUCUGCAUAGGAGUGACGCUGGACCUUUUGUCAUAAAUUUAUACCCGGCGGCAUUUUAAUUCGUCAUUUGUCUAUUUUAUAAAAUUAUGGAAAAUUUGAAAAGUGAAUUUAGUGUUAUUCUUCUAUAGUUAUAAAUAAUUUAUGAUAAAUUUUAUUUGUGUAAAAAUUCGUUGCAAAAAUAAAUUAAAUGCGAAUGUACGAGUAUGAUAAAGCAGAACAGAUUUUAAAAACAUAGUAAAAAAAUAAGUGCCCAAUGGAAAUCAAGUAAAUACGCAAACUUUUUUGAAGCUGUGAAAAACUGUUAUUGAUGAUAUUCUUACAUCCAUACAGAUCAGAAUAUUGUUUACACAAGUUUUGAAUUGUGAUAUUGUUAGUAGCGUCCAUACAUAUGUACAUAUUUCAACAGUGACGUCACAUUGACUCUUAAGAUAUACAAAUCCGGCCAAAUAUACAAAACCAUUGUUUAUACACAUUUAAAUGUACACACUUGUAUAUAUACAUACAUACAUAUGUACUAGUUGAACUGUUUUCGUAGAGUAUUGCCUAGGUGAAGAUUAUCGCAAAAACAAACGAGGCGAUGACGUUCUCCGAGCUCUUCCACUUACAAUGAUUACAGUUUUUAUUCGAGGGCUGCCGUGUGUAGGAAAAACUAAAAGAAUUCUUGCCGAUUGCUUCUACCAAGGAAACUCGAUAUUUAGUAUUGUUCCUACGGUGGCAUGGAUAUACAACCCCACACCUUUCGAGCUGAACUAUUUUCACACUUUGAAUAUUUUACGGUACACCAGCUAAAAUUUACCUAAUAUAUGUAUCGCCAUAAAUUCUUCAACAAAUACAAGGUCUCAAUUAGUGUACUCGUGCUUCUCUCAUUGUUUUCCGUUUGGAAUUUAAGAGACUGGAUCAUAAAUAUUGCGGAAAAUUGGCGUUAACGAACGAAAAUCAAAGUCCUUUCAUUUCUAGAAUUGCCGUUCUUAUCGCCAUCAACCUUACAGAACACACACAACUAAUGAUACGUAUCUGCUGUUCUGUCGUAAAGCAUGUCCAGUGUUACAGAGCACAGAGGUUCUCUUUUGCAAAUUGGGGCAGAUCGUAGCUCCACUUUAAUUGCCGAUCGCCCGUUGAAACUCAUCUUUACAAAGCAUCGUCGAAGAAGACACACAAGUGCAUACACUCACUCCAGCAUACAAGAGGACGGUCGGAGUGCUGUUUGAGGUGACUUAGAGUAAGCGUUGUACGGAAAAUGUCAUCACGGCGCAGCUCAUUUCGAAAACGACAAAAACCCCCUUUCGAACGAUUCAAAGAUAGAUGUCGACAAUUCACAGCUUUUAUGUUUAGUAAUGUUGGCAUCAUACUCCUUGUAAUAAUCUAUACCAUUGGAGGUGCCUUCAUUUUCCAAGCAAUUGAAUUAUUCGAAUACGAAAGAUUCAACAAGCACAAAAGUAUAAAACCCAACAUAACGGCGAAAUGCCUGCAGAAGAUCUGGGAUAUAACUGUACAAAAUAUAAGUUUCUUUGAUAACUUUUAUUAUAAGGAAAGAGUAAACGAAAUUUUACUGGAAUUUCAACGGGAAGUUGCGCAUGAAAACUUAAUUGAUCCAGAUAUUGACAAACAAUGGAGUUUUUCGGGUGCCUUCCUCUAUUCACUAACGGUUAUAACUACUAUAGGCUAUGGAAAUAUUUCACCAAAAUCGGAUUGGGGCAAAUUAGUGACCAUUUUAUAUGCAAUUAUUGGUAUGCCACUUUUCCUUUUAUAUUUAUCGAAUAUAGGCGAUGUUCUAGCCAAAUCCUUUAAAUGGAUUUACUCCAAAGUAUGCCUGUGCCGCAUUUGUCCGGGUGUUGCAAGACGGAGAAUCAUACGGGAACGAAAGAAACUGCGUCAAUUGGCUAUGUCUAAAGCGCUGCAAGAUAUGGAAAGUCAUCGGAAUACGAGCAGUAGUAGUGACAGUCGGAGCAGUAACAGCUCCUCGAGCAGUUACUACAGUGAAGAAACUGAAACUUCGACCCAGAGUAUGAGUGCACUGGAGAACUUCGAGGAAGAGAAUGAUUCUGACAUUGAGAGAGAAAUACGAAUGAAUACUGACGAAAUAACUGUACCGCUAACGGUUUGCGUGAUCAUAAUGAUAAGUUAUAUAUUAGCUGGAGCUAUUUUGUUUAGCCGUUGGGAGGAAUGGGGCUAUUUGGAUGGCAGUUACUUCUGUUUCAUAUCGUUAAGUAGUAUAGGUUUUGGCGAUUUGGUGCCCGGCGAGCGAGUGAUUACUGCCGAUAAAGACAAAGUGGAGGUUAGUUUUAUACUUUGUGCUGUUUAUCUGUUACUUGGUAUGGCGCUCAUUGCUAUGUGUUUCAAUUUAAUGCAGGAACAAGUCAUUCAUAAUGUGCGCGCCAUAAAGAGGGCUUUUAAGUCCUGCUUUGGUUGCAGAAGAUGACACUACGUAAGACACAGUUAUUAAGUGUACAGUAGAAUAAAUCGUGAUACUAAGUUGCAAAUAUAUCUUCGAAGAAUAUAUGUAGAUAUAUAUUAUUAUACAAUAAAUAUGUAUGUAUAACUGGUUUAAGGAUAGUAUAACUGGUUUAGAUAAUAUAGUUAAUUUAAAUAGCAAUCCAAAUGUGUUCGCAAACAAAAAGCAAGAAAUAAAUAAAAAAAAUAGGUGUUUUACGGAUAUUAAUAGA